This is a messenger RNA of Batrachochytrium dendrobatidis JAM81, 1845 nucleotides long. RefSeq lists its product as uncharacterized. Bases 39 to 1760 code for a protein of 573 amino acids. The record is from RefSeq and is a predicted model, not a curated record. Lineage: Eukaryota; Fungi; Chytridiomycota; Chytridiomycetes; Rhizophydiales. Gene Ontology annotation, molecular function: iron ion binding; oxidoreductase activity, acting on paired donors, with incorporation or reduction of molecular oxygen; heme binding. The transcript has 3 exons.
AGACUGAAUUGCAAAACUAUUUUUGCUAUAUUUGAACCAUGUCUGCGAGUCUGACAAAAUGGCUACGUAUAAGCCUAGUAUCUCUUCCAGCUUUAUAUACGAUUUACACUGUUAUCCGAUGGCGUCUGUUGGCUGCCAAACAACGCAGAAUAUUCGAACGUCUUUGUCCAACCCUUCCUGUCAUAACAAUCAACUUUACUCGUACUGUGUUUGGUGUCAUUGACGUUACAAAUUUUUCUAUUAUUCCUACUUGGUGGAUGCCAAAGCUAUUGCCUAAGGGCUGGCAGUGGACGACUGGACAUGAUGUGUAUCAGCAGCUCGGAGGCGAUGCAAUUGCUAUUGUAUCCCCCGGCGACCGGCAGUUAUGGGUAGCGGAUGCCGAUCUUGUCAAGGACAUUGUUUCACGGAAAUCCGAUUUUGUCAAGCCCGUUCACAUCUACACUAUUUUAAACAUAUUUGGUAGUAACGUGGUUACAACCGAGCAUGCUGAAUGGCGUCGUCACCGCAGGAUUGUUUCGCCUCAGUUUUCUGAGCGUAUCAACCUUUCUGUGCUGCAGUAUGCAGCCGAGACCGUUAGAGAUAUGCUCAAAUGCUGGCAGAGUACAGAGCAUACUGCACAUGGCGAGGUUCGAGUCAAUGUUUCAAACGAUAUGAUGAAGUUGGCUUUACAUGUUAUUAGCGGUGCUGGGUUUGGAAUGCGACUUGAUUGGGUAACUUCUGAAUCUGAUCAAACUCUUGAUCACGGACACACCAUGUCGUACAAAACCGCAGUUCAUAGUAUGAUGGCUGGUUUGCCGUUAAAAAUUAUUUUGCCCAAGUUUGCUUAUUUGCUGCCCAUUGAAAGAGUGCAGAAUGUAAAACGAUCAUUUGACGAGUUUGGACUGUACUUGAGCGAAGUAAUUCGUGGAGCUGAUAAACAGGACGAAUCGAAUUUGCUUGUAAGUUUAGCCAAGGCAGCCAGGGCUGAGGAUGGUGGUCUCACUGAGCAAGAGCUCGUUGGAAAUGUUUUUGUUUUUCUAUUUGCCGGACACGAAACAACUGCCAGUACAUUUAUGUUUGCACUUGCUAUGCUUGCGUCUCAUCAAGACGUGCAGCAACGACUCUACGAAGAGAUUCAACUGAUUCUCGAUGGUAACGAUCCACAAUUAAAAGACAUUCAAAAUCUUGGCUACACACUAGCAGUCAUGAAUGAGACACUGCGCAUGUUUCCUCCAGUUGUUGCGAUUCCAAAACAUACUACCAGUCAACAAACACUCGGUAAGUAUAUUAUUCCUGAAGAUACACGUGUAACUCUUCAUACUGUUGGUAUCCACUACAAUCCAAAGUACUGGGGUCCAGAUCCCAGUGUCUUUCGUCCAGCAAGAUGGUUUACGCUCCCCGAGUGUGCCAGCAGUGCAGUCAAAACGCGCGAUUUUAUCAGAUCUACCACACAACUCAAAUCCCAAACCUCACCAUCUGAACCUGAACAUGACAAAACACGCUCGGAUGUUCCAGAUACUGCAUCCGACAAACCCCACCAAAGUCUGUUUUCGUACAACCGGUAUGCAUUUUUGCCCUACUCUGAAGGAAUGCGAUCGUGUUUGGGUAAGCGAUUUGCACAGGUCGAGUUUAUUACUGGAUUGGCAAUGAUGAUGCAAAAAUAUUCCGUGCACUUGCCUGACGGUGCGCAGAUUGAGGAGGUGAUUGAAAGUCAGAAUCGAGUCACUUUGCAGCCAAAACGGGACAUGUAUUUGGUGUUUAAGCCCAGAACGUCGACCUGAUUUAUUCCGAUUUUACAAUCAUACCACGUAAAAUAGAGCACUUGCAUUGAUCUCGUCUCUUUUUGGAAUAAACAAUGGUUGAACU